This is a messenger RNA of Struthio camelus australis, 1903 nucleotides long. RefSeq names its product EF-hand calcium binding domain 12 (gene EFCAB12). The record is from RefSeq and is a predicted model, not a curated record. NCBI's taxonomy places the organism in Eukaryota, Metazoa, Chordata, Aves, Struthioniformes, Struthionidae.
GACCGAUGGUCGGUUCCCUCUGAGGGACUCGUGCCUGGACGGCUCCCCUGAAAUAAAAACGCGCGAGCAGGCCCUGCGUUAGCCUGCGGAUCAAAGUCAGACCUGCAGAGAAAUCGAUCCAGCUGAGCUUGACGCUAGAUUUUGUAAUAAGUGCAUCUGUUGUCACUUAAAGUACCAGCAUGACCAGCAAGGAUUUAAUUGACGAUUUGACUGAGGUCAAGCCAGAACUGGUCUUGGGACACUGUUUCAAACAAUACCGGCUGAGAAAUAUGUAUCCACAUCUUUUCUUUAAGUUGAAAGCAAGUAGGUUUGGGCCACCCAAAUCUAGACGUCGCAUUAUUUUUGCUCCCCCUAUGGCAGGACCAGCUUUUCCCUUUUCCCAGCCACCUCCAGCCCCGGAUUUCUGUCAGUCAGCUGUCUCACGGCUGCCCCAGGAGGGAGAAGAUAGCCUCUGGUCUCCAAAGAUCACCUCCGAUACAGAAGAUGAUCUGAAAAAGGUGGAGGCUUGGAUUACGGAAAGGAAGCAAUUCCGAUCUCAGCUGGAAAGCUUUGUGGAUGUGGAAAGAUGGCUGAUACAAAAACCUUCCCACAGCGAUCAAGAAGAAAGAGUCUGGGAAAGGAUAAAGGCAUGCAGAGCAGAAGACAGAAAGGCUAAAAGCAAGUUAGCUCUGACCCACAGCCCAGAGUGCUCGCCACCGGAGAGCAGCCAGCUCCGGCGCAGGCGUACCGCUCCCCUUAUUCGUGCGCCGUACCCCCAGGCUCUUGUCGUGCUGCACAGCCUCCUGCACAAACACAAUUUCAAGAUGGUGGACUUAUUCAAGAAGGCUAGUAUGGACCGGGGGAAAAUCAUGAGAGAGGACUUCAUUAAAGUCAUCAAGGAGACCAAAAUUCCCAUAAGUGACAAGGAUUUGGAGGAUGUGAUCAUCUUCCUGACUUCCUCAAAACGAGGGAAUUUUAUAAGCAAUGAUGAUCUGAUUGAAUGUCAAAAUCGGUGGCUGGAAAUGAUGCAAGGGCAAUGCAGAGGGACCAAAACAGGUGUACAAGCUCAGUGCCAAAAAGCCACUAACAAAACUGCCAGUUGCCCGACUUCUGCUGGGGGCAAAGCCAAAGAAGUGAAGCCUCUCGCUCCUACCAAGCCUGAAACACAGUUAAUACUGCUAGAAGUUCCCCCGAUCAACGCUGAGCCAGAACGCAGAUAUCUAAGCUACGAUGACAUGGAAGAGAUUGGAAAGCAAUUCAGAGACAGGAGGCGAUGGAAGAAGAGCAAAGACACCCCGAUAGAAUGGAAAGAAAAAUGUCGGCUGGUCAGAUCUGGGGAUAAGUCCGUUGACGAGCAUUGCUUGCCAUCGACUCUAGAGGGUGACAUGGGAGAACUGGUUGACCAGUAUCGCAGGAGUUGCUUUGUGACCUAUCUGAAGAGCCUCAAGCUGUGCAAAGACUAUAACGUUUGUCUCACCAAACCGGUGCUGCAAAAAGCUCUGCUGUACCCGGGAGACAAGAUCAUAAAAGAGGGAGAAGACAUACGGAAAAUCAGGCAGCCCGGAGCGUCCUACACCACAGCCCACACGUCACCUUUGAGUGCAUCCAGAUCAAGAACAGCAUCCAGAAAGCAGGCCAGAGAAAUGCAAAACAGGCAGCUCCAAAGGAAAAAAAUGCAAAAGUUUGCCCACCUAAGCAAGUCAAACGACAAUAACUUCUGGCCAGGUCACCUUCUGGACAAGAUACGCCUUUAUCUACCUGCAACGGAGCCCGGCAGGGCGCACGCCCUGUUCAGCUACGUUCACUCAACCAAGCCCGUCUAUCGCGGCAUCUACAACCCUGACCGCAGCUGGCUUCUCAGCGAGCAAGGAUACUUGACCUACGGAGAUACUGCAUUCAGAAAGACCUAUUUCAUCUGAGGCUG